This is a messenger RNA of Salvia splendens (bonfire salvia), 793 nucleotides long. RefSeq names its product protein MRG1-like. Lineage: Eukaryota; Viridiplantae; Streptophyta; Magnoliopsida; Lamiales; Lamiaceae. Gene Ontology annotation, biological process: chromatin organization; regulation of DNA-templated transcription. The record is from RefSeq and is a predicted model, not a curated record. The transcript has 5 exons. Gene Ontology annotation, cellular component: nucleus; histone acetyltransferase complex. Bases 76 to 477 code for a protein of 133 amino acids.
GGAAAUCACUUUUAUCGGCAUUGCAACCACACUGUUUCUCGAUUCUCUUCCAAUCAUUUCUCAACUACCAUCAAAAUGGUGAGCAGCUCCAACGGAGAGUCGGCGAGCGACGCGCUCGAAUCCCAGUCCAAGAGCCUCUUCUCCGAGGGCGAGAAGGUUCUCGCCUACCACGGUCCCCGCAUCUACGAAGCCAAAGUUCAAAAAGCAGAGUUCCAGAAGCAUGAGUGGAGAUAUUUUCUCCAUUACCUUGGUUGGAAUAAAAAUUGGGAUGAAUGGGUAGGCAUGGAUCGGCUGAUGAAAUAUACCGAAGAGAAUAUUAUGAAGCAACAGGCCCUUGAUAAGAAAGCUGGAGUUGACAAGAAUACUAAAUUAGGGCGUUCUGCUCAAACAAAACCAAAAAGUUCAACUGAUGCUAAAGUGGAUAAAGGGGAGGCAAAGACCACAGGUACUGUUAUCAGGUUUCUCCAUUGUGUGUAAUUUCCCACUUGCUCACGUCAUAUCUUCUUCAACAAAAAUUGGUACCUUAUCCUGGUCCAUAGUUUAGUAAGCAAGUGGAGGCUAAACUAGGUUGAAAAUGAAUCCUUUAUGCCAAUAUUUGAUGUUGUUAACCUCUUGAUGAAAUGAAUUGAAGGAAGAAACUUUGGGAUAUAGCCAUAUAGUAAUAGCCGUGUAUUCUGGACUUAAUUGCCUAUUACUCCCUCCGUCCGCCAUUAGGAGUCCCAUUUCUUGGCGGCACGGGGUUUUAAGAAAUGCUAAGAAAAAUAGGUGGAAAAAAGUUAGUGGAAUAGGUGUC